AUGCGUAUUACGGAUAUAGUUGCCGUGGACAUUGAACACGAAACAAGACGAAACUGCGCCCUUCUGCCCUAUCAGCAAGUCCUCAUAGCUUUGCAAUACUAUGCGUCUGGGACAUUUCAUAUCAUUGUUGGCGAUCCUCUACAGAUAUCUCAAUCUACAGCUUGCAGAUCAAUCCAUCGUGUAUCCACUUCCCUAGCACAGAAAAUAGAUGACUUUGUGAAAUUUCCAAAUAACGCCGAGGCUCAAGGAAUUAAGGACGAGUUUUUCCAAAUAGCACAGUUCCCUGGUGUUAUCGGGUGUGUAGAUGGCACACAUGUGUGGAUUAUUUCUCCACAUGAACACAAGGUUGACUUUGUCAAUAGAAAAGGCUACCAUUCAAUCAAUGUGCAGGUGAUAUGCGAUGCAAAUGGAAAAUGGAUAAAUAUAGUUGCAAGAUGGCCUGGGUCAACUCACGACAGUCGUAUGUUACGUUCGAGUACUAUUUGGAAUAUAAUGGAAAAUGGACAAACAUCUGGCUACAUUUUAGGUGACAGUGGAUAUCCCUGCCGUAAUUGGUUGAUGACUCCUCUCCUACAACCCCAUGGUGCUGCAGAACAACGUUAUAAUUCGUCACACAAACGUACUAGGGUUUUGGUGGAGCAGAGUAUUGGAAGAUGGAAAAGACGCUUCCAUGUUCUUCAUUCUGAGAACAGAAUGAGAAAUCCCGAAAACACAUGUAGAGUGAUUGCAGCAACAGCCGUAUUACACAAUAUUGCUAUAGAUUUAAAUGAAUCACUAGUUGAUGACAUCGAACCAGGCCAACAGCAACCACACCUUUUAGAAUACCAGGGGCCACAUAAUGGACACAGAGAAAGAUCAGUGUUCAUCAACACACAUUUUAAUGACUGA
Molecule: messenger RNA, 888 nt
Organism: Gigantopelta aegis
Lineage: Eukaryota; Metazoa; Mollusca; Gastropoda; Neomphalida; Peltospiridae
Product: putative nuclease HARBI1
Exons: 1
Coding region: 1-888 (295 amino acids)
Source: RefSeq, a predicted model, not a curated record